AUCCGAGCUGUCCAAUCCACGCGACUUUUUACACCGCAGGGAACGCUGGGUGGACGCGCGUGAGCGGACGCGAGUUUCCACUCGCUUUCUUCCCUGACCGCCUCGGUAGCCGCGCAGGACCACCUGUCCCCAGCAACCCUCCCCCGUACUCUGCCGAGGACGCGACCGGCCGACCCUGGACCUGAAAUGGAUUCAGUGACCUUUGAGGAUGUGGCUGUGAACUUUUCCCAGGAGGAGUGGGCUCUGUUGGAUCCUUCCCAGAAGAAUCUCUACAGAGAGGUGAUGAAGGAAACUGUCAGGAACCUGACUGCUGUAGGAAUACAGUGGAAAGUCCAGCCCACUGAAGAUCAGUACAAAAAUCCUGGGAGAAAGCCAAGGCAUGUGAGCGUUCACACCGGACACAGACCAUAUCAGGAAGAUGGAGAGAAGAGAUAUCAAGCUAAGCAACAUAAAUUUGAAAGGACUCAGACCAGUGAGAAACACUAUGAAUGUAAAGGAUGUGGAAUAGUCUUUAUUUCUCUAACAAGCUUUCAAAGGCACAUAAGAAUGCAUAGUGGACAUGGACCUUAUAAAUGUAAGGUAUGUAGAAAAGCCUUUAAAUUUUCCAGCUCACUUCAGAUACAUGAAAAAAUGCAUACUCUAGAGAAACCCUAUCAAUGUAAAAAAUGUGGUAAAUAUUUAAGUACUUAUAAGUCUUUUCAAAUCCAUGAAAAAAUUCAUACUGGAGACAAAACGUAUAAAUGUAAGGAAUGUGGGAAAGCCUUCAGUUGUCCAAGUUCUUACCAAAGACAUUUAAGAACUCAUACCAGAGAAAGAUCUUAUAAGUGCAAAAAAUGUGGUAAAGACUUUGAUUGUUUGAGUUCUCUUCAAACCCAUCUAAGAAUUCAUAACAGAGAGAACAUAUACUGUGAAUGUAAGAAAUGUGGGAAAGCUUUUCUUUCUCUCUCAACAUUUCAACGGCACAUGAUAACGCACACUGGAACUGGACCUUUUAAGUGCAGGGAUUGUGGAAGAGUAUUCAUUAGUCAACUCUCAUUUCAAGUUCAUGAAAAGCUGCACAGUUCAGAAAAACUCUAUGAAUGUAAACAAUGUGGUAAAACCUUAAGUAGUCCCAAUUCCCUUCAAAGACACAGAAGGACUCACACUGGAGAGAGACCUUAUGAAUGUAAGGAGUGUGGGAAAGCCUUCAAUUGCCCCAGUUCUUUUCAAAGGCAUGAAAAAACUCACACUGGAGAGAAACCCUUUGAGUGUCAGAAGUGUGGUAAAACCUUCACUCGUUCCACUUACCUUCAAAUGCAUGUCAAGAUUCACAGUGGAGAGAAACCCUAUGAGUGUAAGCAGUGUGGUAAAGCCUUUACUAGCUCCAGUUCCAUUCGAGUACAUAAAAGAACUCAUACUGGGGAGAAACCCUAUAAAUGUGAAGAGUGCGGGAAAGCCUUUAGUUGUCCCAGUGCUUUUCAGAGACAUAAAAUUAUUCACACUGGAGAAAGACCUUAUGAGUGUACAAAGUGUGGUAAAGCCUUUAAUCGUUCUAGUUCUUUUCAAAGGCACCAAAGAACUCACACUGGAGAGAAACCUUAUGAAUGUGAAGUAUGUGGAAAAGUCUUUACUAGUUAUAGUUCCAUUCAAAUACAUAAAAGAACUCACACUGGAGAGAAGCCCUAUGUCUGUGCAGAGUGUGGAAAAGCCUUCAGUUGUUCCAGUACCUUUCACAAACAUGAAAGGACCCACAGUGGAGAAAAACCCUAUGAAUGUACUAAGUGUGGUAAAGCCUUUAGUCGUUCCAGAAAUUAUCAGACACAUAUGAAAUCUCACAAGUAAAGAAAAACUGCACUAAUGGAAAUUCAGAUUUUUCAGAAGCAUGAAAGCACACAGAUACUCUAUGCUAGGAAUGUGGGAGGCCUUUCAUUGCCCACCUUUGUAGCAUCCUUGAGAGUGUAAGCAUGGAGUGUAGCAGUGGUGUUUGACUUUUCAGUUUGAAACAACAUGAAACAACACACAGUAGAGAGAAUAAUACAGGUAGUAUAAUAUGAGCAGUGAACAGUAUCCUCCAGUAGGCUCAUGUCUUUAUAGCAGUAAGAAUGCACUCCAGAGGAUGGGAGGAUACCUUUGUAGUAGGAUGCUUAUCUUUCUAGCAGGAGUAACCCUAUCAUUGCCUAAAACAUUUUGUGAGAAAUUAGUGCAUGUUAGAUUGAAAAAUUUCAAGUGUUGAAAAUAGAAGAAAUUUUUUUUUUAAAGAUUUAUUUUUACUUAUGUGCGUGUGCCACAUGUGUGCAGGUGCCUGUGGAGGUCAGAAAUGGGCAUCUGAUCUCCUGGAGAUGGAGUUACAGGAGGUUGUGAGCCACCUGGCAUGAGUGCUGGGAACCGAACUCAAGGGUAUUUACACAUGCUUAGUUGCCAAGCCAUCUCUCUAACUGAGAAGAAAAAGUUAAGAGUCACUUUGAAGCUGGAUGUGGUGGUUUAUGCAUUUAAUUUUAGUGAUCAAGUGAGGAGAACUGCCAUGAAUUUGAGUCCAAUCCAGACUACAUAAUGAGAACCAGUCUCAAAACUGAACCAAACAAAAACAAAAUUUAAAAAUAAACUGAAAAUAAAGUGAAAACCAAAAAUGACUGGUGAAAUGACUCAGCAGAUAAGGGUCCUUGUUGCCAAGUCUGAUGACCAGAGUUCAAUUCCCAGGACUCACAUGGUAGGAGAGAACUAACUCCUCUGACUUUCACACGCAUGCCGUGACACACAUAAAACAAAUAAAUAUAAUACUAAGAGAAACAUCAGAAAACAAGUAAAGGUAUGAACUGAUUUUGUUGUUUAUUAGCUUACUAUUUAUUUUGGAUCUCUGGACUAUGGAUUUUCGUUAUUCAUUUCCAAAGAGUCAUCAGUGUGAAAUUAUUACCUAAGUAGUUGUUCAACAAUACAUAGAUCAUGUUAAUUGGUUAAUAUGGUGUUGUGUUUAUCUUAAUAAAGUUUUGUUUUGAAGUA
Molecule: messenger RNA, 2976 nt
Organism: Nannospalax galili (Upper Galilee mountains blind mole rat)
Lineage: Eukaryota; Metazoa; Chordata; Mammalia; Rodentia; Spalacidae
Product: zinc finger protein 709
Exons: 4
Coding region: 187-1821 (544 amino acids)
Biological process (GO): regulation of transcription by RNA polymerase II
Cellular component (GO): nucleus
Molecular function (GO): DNA-binding transcription activator activity, RNA polymerase II-specific; RNA polymerase II cis-regulatory region sequence-specific DNA binding
Source: RefSeq, a predicted model, not a curated record